AUGGCAAUAAACGCGAUUAAUUUAUCAAAUAAAUAUCCGACACUUCCAGUUACUGGAUCUCUUGCGGAUCUGUUAGUUUUGGAUAUGGAAAUAAUUUAUAGUUUUAUUAUGCUUUUAUGUGCAAUUAAUGCUUUAUUAUAUUUAUUUGUUUGGAUUGUCGUAAGGUGGUUUCAUUCAGGUUCGGAAAACUAA
Molecule: messenger RNA, 192 nt
Organism: Meloidogyne enterolobii
Lineage: Eukaryota; Metazoa; Nematoda; Chromadorea; Rhabditida; Meloidogynidae
Source: the annotation of a GenBank genome assembly